CGAAAGCAUCCAUUUGUCAACACAACAACAAUUGAAUAUUUUAUGAAUAGCUAGCUUAGUUUGAAGGUUAUCCGUUUUGGAUAAUUUGGAUAAUGAAUUGUUCAAAAAGUCCAAUGUUCCGACCUUUAACGCCAAUUUUGCUGAAACCGCAAAGUCGCCAUUACCGAUUCUCGAGCCUCCGCGUUUUAAAAAAACUCCAUGUCUGCUCACAAGGUCAAAUGCUAACAAUUCAACAAGAAAGCAUCAUCCCAGUUCUGUAAAUCUGUUAAAUACCAGUAAUCAACAACAAAUUAUAUCGAUUCAUCUCUGCAGCUGAAGGAAUCGAGGAAAUGGAGGAGCUUUCGAGCGAUGUGAUCAUCAAAACGCUAUCGAUGCUGCCGAUCAUGCCGCUUGUACGGUGCAGAUUCGUCUGCAAAUCCUGGCUCAACCUUACGCAUGACCCGCAUCUGAUCGAUACGCAUCUCUCAUUUUCAUCCGAAAACGAGGCCCAUUUUGGUCUCAUCCUCAAAACCUCCGCCCCAAUUGGCCGGGCCCUUUCCCAGAGCAAUUUGUUCUUGGUGGCAAACGAUGGAGCUGAUGAUCUCUACAAGUGUGUGAAUGUUAGCUUCUCUUUGCCCUCUUUUAGCACUUAUGAAAUUAUGGGUUCUUGUAAUGGAUUGCUGUGUUUGUUUAAUCCAAUUUCUAAGCAUUUGACUCAUAUAUUUAAUCCUUGCACUAGAGAGUAUAUGGUUUUGCCCAGCCCCCAAAGGGCUCCAGAGUUAAUUGUUGAUGUAGUGGUAGGGUUUGGGUUCUUGGCAGAACAAAAGGAAUAUAAAUUGGUAGAAGUGGUUUACUAUGGGAGUGAAUUAGUUGGUGAAGGUGUUUUGUGGUGUAAGGUUAAUUUGUAUACUCUGGGUGAUAAGUCCUGGAAAAGUCUUGGCUAUUGCCCUUAUUCACUUUGUGGUAGGGGGUGCUCUGAGGCCUUUGUGAAUGGAGCUCUUCAUUGGGUUAGUGAUGGUUAUGAUGAUGGUGCAGGGCUAGUUAGUCACAUUGUUGCCUUUGAUUUAGCGAGAGAAUCGUUUGAAGUUGUGCCACACCCUGAGUUUGAUUCGGGGAGGUUGAACUAUACUUUGGGUGUGUUACGGGGAUGUCUUUCGGCCACAAAGUGCAAGUUCCGGGAUUACGUUGAGAUUUGGGUGAUGAAGAGUUAUGGGGUGAAGGAAUCAUGGACCAAGUGUUUGAAAAUAGUUUGUGAUGAGGUAGGGCUGAUCAUUGGAGCUGUCAGGCCGCUGUUCUUUCAGAAAAAUGGCGAGAUUUUGCUUCAACAUGGUGGGAUUUUGCUCUCGUAUAAUCCUUUAACUAAGAAAUUAAGAGAGGUUCGUGUUUCUGGAAUGCCCAGGUCAUUCAAGGCGUUUGUUCAUGUUGGAAGCCUUGUUUUGCCUUGCUCACUGGUUGGCAAGUGAUUCGAGAGUAUUUAUCUUUGUUGCCGGCUUUAAACACGUUUUUCUGCACACGAAGCCGACCUAGCUAUAUCUGGAAAGGUGUUGGAUUCUAGCAGUGGAUCUUUGUUCUUUGAUGUCUGCGGAAAAACCAAGACCUGAUAGAUUUUGCAGCUGACUUAAUGGAGCUUGCUUAGAUCGAUUGGAGCGAUAUUUGGGGUGACCAAAGACAGUCAAAAGCUCGAGGUACUCGAGAUCAGCUGAUAUGCUCCAGUACCUAGCUGCUUGCUGCAUCUUGAAACUCGUUGGCGCCGCCAUUGCUUCUUGAAACCAGAGAUGAUCAAAGUAUGAAAACAUGACAGAAAGUUCAGGAUUCUUGACAGGAGGUAGAAGAUUACAACACAAAACACACCAGAUUUAUGUGAAAUGUAGACUUGAGAAAUCUAGUGAAGCUCCCCAAGAACAGGAUAAGCAAAUGCUGCUUAGAUUCUAUGUAACCUUGGAUACAUAUUUUGAAAACCUGGAAAGAUAGUUUGUGUAGGAUUUGCUGCCCAUAAACUUGUUCCUAGUUUAGUACUUCAUAUUCAUCUUCCACCCUUAAUGUUAAUUGGGCUGCUUCACAUAGUUUCUCAUGGGCUUCAUUCCUGUCACUCAGCCCAACAAUAUUGGGCUAGGUCUAUAUCAA
This is a messenger RNA of Ipomoea triloba (trilobed morning glory), 2103 nucleotides long. Its product is annotated as F-box protein At3g07870-like. The record is from RefSeq and is a predicted model, not a curated record. NCBI's taxonomy places the organism in Eukaryota, Viridiplantae, Streptophyta, Magnoliopsida, Solanales, Convolvulaceae. Bases 330 to 1442 code for a protein of 370 amino acids. The transcript has 2 exons. Gene Ontology annotation, molecular function: protein binding.